Molecule: messenger RNA, 357 nt
Organism: Colletotrichum tamarilloi
Lineage: Eukaryota; Fungi; Ascomycota; Sordariomycetes; Glomerellales; Glomerellaceae
Exons: 1
Coding region: 1-357 (118 amino acids)
Source: RefSeq, a predicted model, not a curated record
AUGAACUUCGGUCUAGGCUCUGCACAUCACGUCGAUAUUCUUCAGCAUUUCGCUCCUUUGGCCUGUCUCGUUAGGUAUUGCGUACCCUCCCACCGGGGGACCGGUUCCGUCCACACCUCUCUUCUCGCUGGCUCCCCUUACACCUGCCCACCCGAUUCAUUUAGCCGGGAUUCUUUCGUCACAUUUCUCUUGGGGGGGCUGCGGUAUCAUCCAAUAGUCGUCCUCUGGACGCAGCCCAUCACACCCCAGCUUCUCCUUAAUCAAUGUGCCGAGUGGCCAACUGAAGGGACGUCGACCUACUUGGGAAUUGGCGUUAUCGCUGGUCCUAUUUUUUGCUCUUUUUUCUUAUUCCUCUGA